Molecule: messenger RNA, 1860 nt
Organism: Papaver somniferum (opium poppy)
Lineage: Eukaryota; Viridiplantae; Streptophyta; Magnoliopsida; Ranunculales; Papaveraceae
Product: AP2-like ethylene-responsive transcription factor AIL1
Exons: 10
Coding region: 1-1860 (619 amino acids)
Biological process (GO): regulation of DNA-templated transcription
Molecular function (GO): DNA-binding transcription factor activity; DNA binding
Source: RefSeq, a predicted model, not a curated record
AUGAGUAAUUGUAACUGGUUGGGUUUUUCACUCUCGAGUAUUGAGGAUGGUUUUGGAGGUGGUGGCGGUGAUAAUGCAAGUUUUUCUUCUCAUAAUCAUCAUGACCAUAUUUCCGUCAUGCCUUUGCGUUUUGAUGGUUCUCUUUGUAUUGUUGAUGAUCCUUUCGUUAGACAUUCAGCCAAUUCUUCAGGCUGGACAUAUGAGAACCAUACAAUGUCUACUACAUCAACUACAACAGAAGGAGAUGAAGCUGGAGGACCAAAACUUGAAGAUCUCUUAGGAAGUUAUUCAAACUCAACUGAUCAUCAAACCAAUGAUGUUUAUAACUAUCAUCAUCAGCAGCAGCAUGAUCAAAACCAACAAACGUAUGGUGAUAAUGGGUGUAGAAUCAACAUGAACAUACCUCCACCAACUUCAACUUUCAUGAAAGGAGAUAUAGAUGAUAAUAUUACGAACCCAUAUCUCAACUACAAUUUUCAACAGCACUACAAUAUCAACUCAAACUCGAACACGACUACCAUUUACCAUCACCAUCAUCCUCAAGUUCCUCUUGAAAAUGCAACUUCAAUCUCAGGGUUUAAGAAUUGGUUGAGACAAGGUGCACCAUUUCCAAAUGACAAGUCUUUGGUUAUUGUUGACCCUAUUAAUACCCACAACCCUAUGCAUCAAAACUCUUCACUUUCUCUAUCUAUGAACCCCGUUUCAUCAUCAGAAGCUAAUAAUCCUAAUGGUAAUGCAUUAUGUGUCCAACAACAACAACAACAACAACAAUCGGCAUCAACUAGGAAACGUUCAACAAUUGGCAAAAAUGGUGGUGUUGUUAGAGAACCAGUUCCAAGGAAAUCACUUGAUACUUUUGGUCAAAGAACUUCUCAAUACCGUGGUGUUACUAGACAUAGAUGGACAGGAAGAUAUGAAGCCCAUUUGUGGGAUAAUAGUUGUAGAAAAGAAGGUCAAACCAGAAAAGGAAGACAAGUGUAUCUUGGUGGAUAUGAUAAGGAGGAUAAAGCAGCCAAGGCUUAUGAUUUAGCUGCAUUGAAGUAUUGGGGUCCUACUACUCAUAUCAAUUUUCCACUAUCUGUCUAUGAGAAAGAACUUGAAGAAAUGAAGCACAUGAAUAGACAGGAAUUUGUUGCCAGCUUAAGAAGAAAAAGCAGUGGUUUCUCAAGGGGUGCAUCAAUGUACAGAGGAGUGACUAGACACCAUCAACAUGGAAGAUGGCAAGCUAGAAUUGGGAGGGUUGCAGGCAACAAGGACUUGUAUCUUGGAACUUUCAGUACACAAGAGGAAGCAGCGGAGGCUUAUGAUAUUGCUGCAAUUAAGUUCCGAGGUGUAAGUGCAGUGACAAAUUUCGAUAUCAGUAAGUACGACGUUAAACGUAUAUGUGCAAGUUCAACUCUGAUUGGUGGUGAUCUUGCGAAACGUCCGUCGCCUCAGAACUCUUCAUCUUCUGUUGCUGCCAUUGAAAACGAGCCAGUUGUGGUUCCUAAUCUGGCUAUUGCAAAUGCUGAGCAGCCAAGUGAUGAAUUUGCUACUAUAAUGUGGUCAAACAGCUCUUCUGAAGAACAGAAUCAGAUACCAAAUGAACCCAAUACUUCGGUUCGUUCCAUGAGCAUGAGUAACCAAAAUUCGUCGAACCAAGGUAGUCCUAAAAGCAGUUCAGUUGUUUCGCAAAGUGAUCAGUAUGAUCAUACAAUGGGUGGAGGAGAUUAUUCAUCUCAGUUUACAAUGAACUCAGCAGCUGAAAGCGGACCUACUAGUGUUGAUCAAGUCUCGGCCAAUUGGACUACAGCAGGACGGGAAUCGCCUAACAUAUCAGUUCAUCAUCAGUUGCCAAUGUUUGCAUUAUGGAAUGAGUGA